Symbiodinium pilosum is the source of this 2271-nucleotide messenger RNA. Lineage: Eukaryota; Dinophyceae; Suessiales; Symbiodiniaceae. The record is from the annotation of a GenBank genome assembly.
AUGGCGCCAAGGAAGACCAUGACGACUCCCCCCAGCAAGCAAAGUCAAGCGGCCGCCAAAGAUGCAGACGGAACUCCAGAAGCUCCUGCAAAGCGGAGACGGCUAGUUCAGAGCACCAUUCAAAUUACUCCAACCAAGCCUGUGUCACAAGCAGGCGAAAUCGUUGUUGCUGAUGCUCUGGGGAAGCCACAGCGACAGCUCGCAGGAUCUCUUCAUCAGGGAGAAACUGGUCCGUGGUCACUGUGGCACAGUAGCGGUGCUGCUGCUGACAAGGGUGCGAAGGAGUUGCAGUCUCCAGCUUUCGAUCCGAAACUUAGAGAAGAUGAGUUCCCCGUAGGGAAGCCGGUUAGCUUCUCCUUGCUAUCUGGAGCGUUGUUGGAGAUAGAGGAACUCAAAGGCAGUGGGAAGGGAUCUCGCAAGACGAUGACGGUCAUACUCAGCAACUUGUUUCGGCUGCUGAUGCAUGUGCAGCCACAGGACAUUAUCGCAGCGAUUUACAUCCUGAUAAACAAGGUUGCGCCAGAUUAUGAGGCGGCUGAGCUGGGCGUUGGCGAUUCCAUAAUCAUCAAGUCUCUGUGCGAGAAUUUUGGCCGGUCGGAGGCCACCAUUAAGCAUUCCCUGGCAACAGGGGAGGCGAAGGACCUGGGGGAGGUGGCGCUGCAAAGCCGAGUGUCGCAGAAGAUGUUGAUGAUGCCGCCGAAGCUUACUAUUUCCAAGGUCUUCAGCGAAAUGAAAGCCAUAGCUCACUCAGCGGGUAAAGACUCGCAGAAAGCGAAGAAGGACAAAAUCAAAAAACUUCUCGUGGCCUCCAGAGGUGAAGAGGCAAAGUUUAUUGUACGCAUGCUGCAGGCGAAGCUGCGGAUUGGAAUCCAAAUACCCACGCUCCUGCAGGCCUUGGCCUACGCCUUCACACUCACUCAACCUGGCAAGCCCAAUGGACCUGCUGCCGCAACCGACAGGAGAAAGGGCCAGGCGAAACUGUCUGCAUCGGAUCUGGAGCCACAGAUGAUUGCCAUGGAGGCCGCGGUUCGACAAGCCUUCAGUGAAAUGCCCAACUUCGACAAGCUGAUUUCAGCGUUGAUGGAGGGGCGUGAUGGUGGCUCUUUGCUUGAGGUGUGUCGCAUCUCCCUUGGUGUUCCAGUGAAGCCAAUGCUGGCAAAGCCCUCCAAAGGCAUUGCUGAGGUCGGCGAGCGGCUGUCCGGCAAACGGUUCACUGGCGAGUGGAAGUAUGAUGGCGAGCGUGCUCAGAUCCAUGUCCUGUCCAAGGACACGAUCCAGAUCUACAGCCGGAAUUCAGAGAACAUGACGGAGAAAUAUCCGGACGUCAUCCAGGUGGUCAAAGAUUCGCUUGCAGAGGAUGUCCAGAGCUGCAUCAUCGAUAGCGAGCUAGUCGCAUUUGACCAGAUCAACAAAAAGAUCCUGCCUUUCCAGGUGCUGACAACCAGAGGACGCAAAAACAUCGCAGUGGAGGAUAUCAAGGUGAAUGUUUGCCUCUUUGCCUUUGACUGCAUGUUGAUCAAUGGGCAGCCUCUUGUCAAGGAGCCAUUGGAAGUGCGAAGAGAGAAGCUGUGGAAAAUCCUGUCACCUUCCGAGGGCAAGGUCACCUUCGCAGUGUAUCGAAAUUUCAACGAUAUCAAUGAGGAGGAGAUCCAGGCCUUUCUGGAUGAAUCCAUUGCAGGAUCCUGCGAGGGCUUGAUGCUGAAGACAUUGACAGAGAAUGCAACCUACGAGCCAUCCAAGAGGUCGCUCAAUUGGUUGAAGCUGAAGAAGGACUAUUUGGAAGGGAUGGCUGACAGCAUCGACGUGGUGCCUAUUGGCGCAUACUAUGGCAAGGGCAAGCGUUCUGGCGCCUACGGUGCAUACCUGCUCGCAAUAUACGACGAGGAGAACGAAGAGUUUCAGACCGUAUGCAAAGCUGGUACUGGGUUCUCCGAUGAGGAUCUGGUGACGCACUAUGGCUUUUUCAAAAAUCACCAGCGUCCAUGCGCAGAGACAAACUACAACGUCAAUGACAAACUGAAGCCAGAUGUGUGGCUCGAGCCCUGUCAGGUCUGGGAGAUCAGAGCAGCCGAUCUGAGCAUCUCGCCCGUCCACACCAGCGCCUUUGGUGUAAAGGCUGACGGAAAGGGAAUCGGCCUUCGAUUCCCCCGCUUCCUGCGCAUCCGAGAUGACAAGACUCCAGAGGAGUCCACGGGAUCCGAGCAGAUUGUCGAAAUGUUUGAGGCACAAGCUUCCAUCUCUGGUACAGCAGCAGUGGACGACGACUUCUGA